ACUUCCUUGGUUCCGGACACAGUCCACGCAGUAACCUGUCUUUGCAGAGAUCGAUAGGCGGACCGGGCGUGGCCGGAACGCGCCGGGACUCAGGGAAAGCUGCCGCCCCUCUUUGCCUUUGAGCGCCGCAGCCCUGAGAAUCGCAUCUGGCUUGGAAACGGUCCCAGGACUGGAGCCACCAAGAAAGCCGAAGGCGGUCGCGAAGGGCCGAGGACGCCCAGAGACUCUGCGGCUUCCGGGAAGCGGAACCGAGCUUAUCCGGAAGGAGCCAACCGUACCAGAGGCUCGCUGAGCACCGGCGGGCGUUAAGCCUAACGGAGUCCACGUCAUGGCGGCAGACGGGACCGGGGUAGUCGGAGGAGGGGCUGGCGGCGGCGUCCCGUCCAAGGACGGUUUGCAGGAUGCUAAGUGCCCAGAACCAAUCCCCAAUCGGCGGCGCGCUUCCUCGCUGUCCCGUGACGCGCAGCGCCGAGCCUAUCAGUGGUGCCGGGAGUACCUGGGCGGGGCCUGGCGCCGAGCGCGGCCGGAGGAGCUGAGCGUUUGCCCCGUGAGCGGAGGCCUCAGCAACCUGCUCUUCCGAUGCUCGCUACCGAACCACGUGCCCAGUGUGGGCGGGGAGCCCCGGGAGGUGCUGCUACGAGUGUACGGGGCCAUCCUGCAGGGUGUAGACUCCUUGGUGUUAGAAAGCGUGAUGUUCGCCAUUCUCGCAGAGAGGUCUCUAGGGCCCCAGCUUUACGGAGUGUUUCCAGAGGGCCGCUUGGAACAGUACCUCCCAAGCCGGCCAUUGAGAACUCAAGAGCUCCGGGACCCAGUGUUGUCGGGAGCCAUCGCAACGAGGAUGGCCCGUUUCCAUGGUAUGGAGAUGCCCUUCACUAAGGAGCCCCGAUGGUUGUUUGGGACCAUGGAGCGGUACCUGAAGCAGAUCCAAGACCUGCCUUCCACCAGCCUUCCUCAGAUGAACCUGGUGGAGAUGUACAGCCUCAAGGAUGAGAUGAACAGCCUCAGGAAGUUACUAGACGCUACCCCGUCACCAGUAGUCUUCUGCCACAAUGACAUCCAGGAAGGAAACAUCUUGUUGCUCUCAGAGCCAGCCAGUGAUGACAACCUCAUGUUGGUUGAUUUUGAGUACAGUAGUUAUAACUACAGGGGCUUUGACAUUGGGAACCAUUUUUGUGAGUGGGUUUAUGAUUAUACUUUUGAAGAAUGGCCUUUCUACAAAGCAAGGCCCACAGACUACCCCACUCGAGAACAGCAGCUCCAUUUUAUUCGCCAUUAUCUGGCAGAGGUUCAGAAAGGUGAGAUCCUCUCUGAAGAGCAACAGAAGAAACGGGAAGAAGAAUUGCUGAUAGAGAUCAGUCGGUAUGCCCUGGCAUCUCAUUUCUUCUGGGGUCUGUGGUCCACCCUGCAGGCUUCCAUGUCCACUAUAGAGUUCGGCUACUUGGAGUACGCCCAGUCUCGGUUCCAGUUCUACUUCCAGCAGAAGGGCCAGCUGACCAGUUUCCCAGCAUCUUGAGGAUCCAACCCCACCUCAGAUUUCUCCUGGAGCCUCCAAGGCAGGACCUUGGAGGGAGGGGCAAAGAGCAGAAGACCCCAGAGACGGGGCUGUGCCUCAAAGUGAAACUGUGGUUGAAACAGCCGACCUCUGUACCCCUUUCUUAGUACUUGCCCAAGGUGGGCAUCUGAGAGCCCCCUCCCCACCGGGGCUGUGUACUUAAAUAAAUGAACUUCACAAAUACAAACUGAGGAAUACAGACUUAA
Mus pahari (shrew mouse) is the source of this 1758-nucleotide messenger RNA. It is a transcript of the gene Chkb, whose product is annotated as choline kinase beta. The coding region runs from base 329 to 1513 and encodes 394 amino acids. NCBI's taxonomy places the organism in Eukaryota, Metazoa, Chordata, Mammalia, Rodentia, Muridae. Gene Ontology annotation, biological process: CDP-choline pathway; phosphatidylethanolamine biosynthetic process. The record is from RefSeq and is a predicted model, not a curated record. Gene Ontology annotation, molecular function: choline kinase activity; ethanolamine kinase activity. Gene Ontology annotation, cellular component: cytoplasm. The transcript is spliced from 11 exons.